This is a messenger RNA of Talaromyces atroroseus, 471 nucleotides long. RefSeq lists its product as hypothetical. The record is from RefSeq and is a predicted model, not a curated record. Gene Ontology annotation, molecular function: DNA binding; protein dimerization activity. The transcript is spliced from 4 exons. Bases 1 to 471 code for a protein of 156 amino acids. Gene Ontology annotation, biological process: transcription by RNA polymerase II. Gene Ontology annotation, cellular component: RNA polymerase II, core complex. NCBI's taxonomy places the organism in Eukaryota, Fungi, Ascomycota, Eurotiomycetes, Eurotiales, Trichocomaceae.
AUGCCUUGGACGCAGGACGGGGAAAAUGCCGGUGCUGCAUGGAAUGGAACGCGGUAUCGCGACGCUUCUGCUCCUCCUCCUGAUGGGAACGUGCCACAGAAGACCGAGUCCUUCAUAUUGGGCGAAAGUGAGAAGAAGAUAGAGGAAAAGGCAGAUACACGAACUCCAUCUACAUCAAUAUUUACUAUCAACAGAGAAGAUCAUACAAUGGGCAACCUUCUCCACAACCGUCUUUUACAAAACCGCCAUGUCACGUUUGCUGCGUACAAAGUGCCACAUCCCCUCGUUCACAAGGUUGAGCUUCGCGUACAAACAGAUGGCGAGAUAACGCCCAAGGAUGCUCUCCUAGCUGCCUGCCAUGACACUGUCAGGGACCUUGGUACGCUGUCACGUGAAUUCACCAAGGAGUUCGAGCUUCGAAAGAUGGUCGGGGCUUCUCAGCAUCAGAAUGGAACUCAAGACGGUAUUUGA